AUAAUAAUAAUAAAACAUCUCAACGCUUUCUUCUUAUACGACUCAACUGAACUGCACGUCUGACUUUGGCUUAAACGCGGUCUAAAUGCGCCGGUGAUUCUGCAGGGACACAGAUCGCAUCCCAUUUACCUCCUUAUUGUCUCAUAGUUGGUGGAAAACGGCGUGAAAAUGAGUGAACAGAGCAUUUGCCAGGCCCGGGCCUCUGUGAUGAUCUACGACGACACCAGUAAGAAGUGGGUGCCCAUCAAGCCAGGCCAGCAGGGCUUCAGCCGCAUCAACAUCUACCACAACACUGCUAACAACACCUUCCGUGUGGUGGGAGUCAAACUGCAGGACCAACAGGUUGUGAUAAACUACUCUAUAGUGAAGGGUUUGAAAUAUAAUCAGGCCACUCCGACGUUCCACCAGUGGCGUGAUGCCAGACAAGUCUACGGACUCAACUUUGCCAGCAAGGAGGAAGCCACCACUUUCUCCACUGCCAUGCUUUUUGCCCUCAAUGUGCUCAGUUCACAAGAUGCAGCAGGUCCAGCUGGUCAACGGCAGAAUGGACCAACAACGGAUGACACAGAAGCACAGAGGAGGCAGAUGAUGGAACAGCAUCAGAUGCAAAUUGAAAGGGAGCGACGGACAUCUGGCUCGGCAGCAGGUCCUCCCAUCCCUCCAGGACAUCCCUCCAUGCUCUCCUCCACUCCCCCCCUCCAUCCCCCUGCUCCUGCUCCCAUGGCAGGUCCUCCAGCUCCUCCAGCUCCUCCACCUCCACCUGGACCUCCUCCGCCAGCUGCUGCACCUCCUCCUAACCCCCCUCCUCUCCCAGCUCCAUCAGGCUUGGCUGCAGCUCUGGCUGGUGCCAAACUGCGUAAAGUACAGCGACCUGAGGAGAGCUCUGCAGGGCUGGGCAGUGCCAAGAAUGAUGCCAGCCGCUCCAGUGGAGGCAGUGGAGGAGGGGGAGAGGGCCUCAUGCAAGAAAUGAAUGCCCUCCUAGCACGAAGGAGGAAAGCUUCUGAAAAACCUGAAGACAGUCAAAAUGAAGAGUCCAACGGCUCACCAGCUUCACGUGGUUCAGAUGCUCUGAAGAAGCCAUGGGAGCGAGCAAAUUCUUCAGACAAAUCCUCUGCUGGAUCAAGGUUGAGAGCUGUUGGCAGCACCACUGACGGAGAAUCAGGAGACUUCGACCGAAUGAAACAGGAGAUCUUGGAGGAAGUUGUGCGUGAACUGCAUAAAGUCAAAGAUGAGAUAAUAGAUGCCAUUAGAAGAGAACUCACUAGGAUGGGUACAACAUAGUGUUUAGAACCAUUAACACCACCAGAAGGCUCUUGGGGAAAGUACGGAAAGGAUCCUGUGACGAGUUGGAGGAAUUGUCUUGCAACAUAGCUGCAACGGCAUGGAAAAGGUUGGUGUUGCAGGAAUGUUGCAUCAACAAGGAGCCUUACAGAAAGGAGCAAGAGAAAUAAGCGAAAUGAAAGUGAGUGAGAGUGAGUGUGUGUAUGCAUGUGCGAAUGGAUGAAUGGAUGGACCUUCACACUGAAUUUUCUAUUUACUUCUGUAUAAACAUUUAAAGACUAAGCCCACUGUGCAGUUUGCUGCUCCCAGUCUUUCAAGUCUUAAAGAGAAAAUUGACUAGGUGGACCUUGAUGAAGAUUUGUGUUUUAUACCGUUUUGUUUAAUUACUGUUAUUGUAAAAGUAAUUUUAUCAUCAGUGGUAUCAGCCAGAGACAUAGAAACACAAAAGUUGCUCACUUUUGUCCACGUUUUAUAUUUUAUCUUCAUACUUUGGUUUUUGAUAAGCACAUUCAGCACACUUUUGCGCUGCUCUGUCACCAUCCUACGUUACAGUUUUUUUUUUUUUUUUUGCCAAUACAAAAUGUUCACUGGAUUUUUUUAGCUUCAAUUUGAAUUGGUAGUGUGAAGUUAUUGAUGAUGGUCUUAUGAGAGAUGUACCUGUAGCUAUAGCCCUGUGAGACACCAGUUUGUGGACUCUCCUCAUUUGGUUUGAAAGAGAAUUGGUUCCUAAUAUUGGGUCCUAAAUUAUUAAAAUGAUUAGCCUAGCCUACUGGGUUAAUCCUCUUAAAAAGUCAACAUUAAAUGACCUUUGAAUAAAAACACUGAAUCUACAA
Messenger RNA from Neoarius graeffei (lesser salmon catfish), 2114 nucleotides. It is a transcript of the gene evla, whose product is annotated as Enah/Vasp-like a. The coding region runs from base 169 to 1281 and encodes 370 amino acids. Gene Ontology annotation, biological process: positive regulation of actin filament polymerization; actin polymerization or depolymerization; protein homotetramerization. NCBI's taxonomy places the organism in Eukaryota, Metazoa, Chordata, Actinopteri, Siluriformes, Ariidae. Gene Ontology annotation, cellular component: cytoskeleton. Gene Ontology annotation, molecular function: SH3 domain binding; actin binding; profilin binding. The transcript has 13 exons. The record is from RefSeq and is a predicted model, not a curated record.